Oncorhynchus gorbuscha (pink salmon) is the source of this 1035-nucleotide messenger RNA. Its product is annotated as alpha-(1,3)-fucosyltransferase 7-like. The transcript has a single exon. Gene Ontology annotation, molecular function: alpha-(1->3)-fucosyltransferase activity. Gene Ontology annotation, cellular component: membrane. The record is from RefSeq and is a predicted model, not a curated record. The coding region runs from base 1 to 1035 and encodes 344 amino acids. Lineage: Eukaryota; Metazoa; Chordata; Actinopteri; Salmoniformes; Salmonidae.
AUGGCUGCCUCCAUGCCCCUGUUCCUCUCUGGCAUCAUGAUCUUCAGCAUCUCCUUGUACUUGCUCCACAAGAGGCUGCAGGCUGAGAUAGGGACCACUCAUCAACACCAACUCAGGAACCUCACCAUUCUGCUGUGGCACUGGCCCUUCAGCUGCCCCUACAGCCUGGAGGGAGACGUUUGCAGUGACGAGUAUGGUAUCCCAGGCUGCCUCCUCAGUGACAACACCUCCCUGUACCCUCAGGCAGACGUGGUGGUCUUCCACCACCAUGAGCUGAGGACGGGUCGCUCCGCCCUGCCUCUCCAUCUCCCACGGCCGGCCUCCCAGCGCUGGCUCUGGCUCUCCCUGGAGCCCCCGGUGAACAACGGCAACCUGACCCAAUACAAAGGACUGUUCAACUGGACCAUGAGCUACCGAGCAGACGCUGAUGUACCAAUGCCCUAUGGGAAGACGGUUGAAGUUCCACCAAACAGCAACAGCAGCAGCUAUGUGAUCCCUAAGAAAGGGGCUUGCCUGGCCAGCUGGGUGGUCAGCAACUACAGCCCUGACCAUGCCAGGAGUCAAGUCUACCAGAGCCUAAGGAAGUACAUUCCUAUAGAGGUGUAUGGCCACUGGCUAAAGAGGCCACUGACUGACCAAAGUCUGAUACCCACCAUUGGCCGCUGUAACUUCUACCUGGCCUUUGAGAAUUCGGUGGCCAUAGACUACAUCACUGAGAAGCUGUGGAGGAAUGCCUACCAAGCAGGGGCAGUACCCGUGGUUCUGGGGCCCUCUCGGUCUAACUAUGAGGCCUUGGUGCCCUCAGGCUCGUUCAUCCAUGUCAGUGACUUCAACAGCACAGAGCGGCUGGCUGCCUUCCUACAGCAGCUGGCCACAGACAGAGGGCGUUAUGAGGCUUACUUCAUGUGGCGUCAGACCCAUGAAAUCAAGACAUACACAGACUGGAGAGAGAGGCUCUGUAAUAUCUGUAUCAUCUAUCACAGACUGCCAGCUAAAAAGGUGUACUAUGAUCUGGAUGGAUGGGCCAAUAGAUAA